GUAGGCGCGGGAGCAUAGAAGUAUAGUACAGCGAUAGAUGUUGCUGCAUUGCCCUCUGUCGCACCGCACACUAGUCCCGCAGCAGCCUAUAACACCUGCUAUGCACAGCGGCCAUCCCAUGCAAUUACUAUUCUGGCUCCCAACCCAUGUUUAGCUUCGGAGAUCCGUAGAGAGCAUGGGUGGAAAAAAAACCGAUUUUUCCAGCGGCAGGCAUCGGGUUUUUACUUUAAUAAAAUUAAACCCGAUUUCGGGGAAUUAAAACCUGGUUUAAUGAAUACGAAACUCUGAUCAAAGGCUUAGGCUGCUUCCUCGUCGGUGCUGCUACCGUACUCGGGGCCGGCGGGCACGGGGUAGUCGUAGAAUGUGGCGGGCAUGUUGGUCUUGAUGAACACGAGCUUCUCCACAAUCGUAGGCGCCAGUGAGUUCCUUAGCUUGGAAUGGAUGAAGCCCAUCGUUGAGAAGUGCGGUUCUGCAAUUAAAACCAAUUAAACCGGAUAUAAAAAGACAAUUAAACCCGAUUGUAAAAAAACCCGGCUGUGCCACCCUUGGUAGAGACCCGGGGCACAUUCCGGGUGAUUUGGUCAUCGGCUCUUCACCGGGUGUCGUGCACCACGGUAUAUUCAUCAUCAGUCACCAUCAUCAUCUGCCAUGAUUAAUCCACUGCUGGAUUGAUGGCCUCUCACAAAGCCGUCACGCUCAACGGGCACACAACCUUGUUACAACGCUCACGUGCGCGUUGUCGAUGUGCGUCGUAUCGCUUACAGGACGAGAAGAAAAAGGAUCCCUCUAAGAAGACAUCGCAGCCAGUAAGACCGCUAGACCUGUUCCGCUUUGCAGACCGGUGGGACGUCUUCCUCAUGGUGGUGGGGACGCUGUCGGCCGUGGGCCACGGCGUCACCUACCCCAUCCUCUUCAUGGUGUUUGGCGACAUGACCUCGUCCUUCGUGGACUUCGGCAAAGUGGACCAGUGCCAAGGGAACUUCUCCUGCAUCGGCAACAUCCUCGCAAACGUCACCUUCGACAUCGAGGACAAGAUGACGGAGUACGCCUACUCCUUCAUGGGCGGCGGCGCGGCCGUGAUGGUGCUGGGCACGGUGCAGGUGGCGUGCUGGGCGGCGGCGGGCGCACGCCAGGCCCAACGCGUGCGCCGGCUCCUCUUCCGCUCCAUCCUGCGGCAAGACGCUGCCUGGUUCGACUCGAGCCAAGCCGGCGAGCUCGGCAACUGCCUCACCGACAACGUGAUGAAGAUGCAGGACGGCAUGAGCGACCAGGUGAGCGUCAUGCUGCAGCUCGUCGUGAGGUUUGCGGCCGGCCUGGGCGUCGGCUUCUCGCAGGGCUGGAAGCUCACACUCGUCAUCAUGGCCGUCAGCCCCCUCAUUGCCGGCACCGCCGGCGCCGUCUACCUGGCGUCGACGGCGUUGAGCAGGAAGGAGCUGGCGGCGUACGGGCAGGCGGGAGCCAUCGCAAGCGAGGUUCUCUCCAACAUCCGCACCGUCGUGGCGUUCGGAGGGGAGGCGCGGGAGGUGGAGCGGUACAGCCGGAGCCUGGCGCCGGCGAGCAAGAUGGGGCUGCGCAAGAGCCUCAUCAACGGCUUCGGCAUCGGGAUGACGAUGCUGGUUGUGUACGGAACGUACGGCCUGGCGUUCUGGUACGGCACCACGCUGGUGCUGGACCCAAACAGCGACGACUACACGGUUGGCACGCUCAUCACGGUGUUCUUCUCGGUGCUGAUCGGUGCGUCCUCGCUGGGGGAGGCCGCCAGCCAGAUGGAGUACAUCUCGACGGCGCGCGCCGCCGCCACUCCCGUGCUGGCUAUAAUCAAGCGCACGCCGGCCAUCGACAGCGCCGCCGACUCGGGGCGCCGGCCCUCGUCCACCCAGGGGCACAUCCGCUUCAGGGCUCUCAAGUUCAGCUACCCGACUCGCCCCGACGUGCAGGUUCUGAAUGGGCUGGAUUUGGAGGUGCGGCCGGGACAGACGGUGGCGCUGGUGGGGCCCAGCGGCUGCGGGAAGAGCACCUGCGUGCAGCUGCUGCAGAGACUCUAUGAUCCCCAGGAGGGGCAGGUCCUGCUGGACGGCGAGGACGUGCGGGAGCUGAACGUGCACUGGCUGCGGGAGCGAGUGGCGGUCGUGUCGCAGGAGCCGGUGCUCUUCGGCUGCUCCAUCGCCGAGAACAUCGCGUACGGGCGCGAGGGCGUGAGCCGCGGCGACGUGGAGCGAGCGGCGCGCGAGGCCUACGCCUACGACUUCAUCGCGGCGCUGCCGGAGGGGUUCGAGACGCCGGUGGGGGAGCGCGGGACGCAGCUGAGCGGCGGGCAGAAGCAGCGCAUCGCCAUCGCGCGCGCGCUCGUGCGGGACCCGCGCGUGCUCGUGCUGGACGAGGCUACGUCGGCGCUCGACACGGCCAGUGAGGGCAUUGUGCAGGCCGCCCUCGACCGGGCUCGCCGCGGCCGCACCACGCUGGUGAUCGCUCACCGCCUCUCCACGGUGCAGAGCGCCGACACCAUCGCCGUGCUGGAGGGCGGCGCCGUGGCCGAGAUGGGCAGCCACGAGGAGCUGCUGCAGCGCCGGGGGAUCUACUUCAACCUCACCCAGGCACAGUCGAGCGGGAAGGACGCGGUCGGAGUCGCUGAGCCGCCGCGUGAGAAUCGCGAUGCGGGCGCGGAAGAGGGUCCCGGCGACCGCCCGGCGCUCACGUACAUCCCCGUGCCCGUCGCUCGCACGGACAAGGGGGCUUCACCGGACGAUGGCGAGGGGAUUGAGGAGCUCACGGUGGCGGCUCGAGAUGGCAACGACGAGGAGGAGCAGAAGGAGGAUGAGGACGAGAAGAAGGCGGCGCGAGGGAUCUCUUUCCUGCAGAUGCUGAGGCUCAACGCCCCCGAGUGGCCGUACAUCCUGCUGGGCAUCAUGGUGGCCGCGGUGAACGGCGCCAUCCAGCCGGUCUUCGCCAUCAUCUUCGCCGAGCUGAUCGGGACGUUCACGCUGCCCACAGAAGAGGAGCAGAGGGAGACAUCGGUCUUCUGGUGCCUCAUGUUCAUCGCCAUCGGAGGGUCAGCCUUAGUGGUGAACACCAUACAGGGCUACACGUUUGGGAAGUCCGGCGAGGUGCUGACGCGGAGGCUCCGUGAGCGGAGCUUCAAAGCGAUGGUCAGACAGGAGAUCAGCUGGUUCGACAACCACAAGAACAACACCGGCGCGCUCACGGCGCAGCUGUCCACCGACGCGGCUCAGGUCCAGGGGGCGACAGGUCGGCGGGCCGGCAUGCUGGUGCAGAACUUCUCGGGGCUGGCCACGGGCCUGCUGAUCGCGCUGCUCGUGGGCUGGAAGCUGGCGCUGCUCAUGCUCGCCUUCAUGCCCUUCAUGGUGGGCGCGGGCCUCGUGCAGAGCGUCCUGCAGGGCUCCGAGGCCACCACCAUCAAGCGGGCGUACGAGCAGGCCAGCAAGAUCUCCACCGAGGCCGUGCAGAACAUCCGGACGGUGGCGUCCCUGUGCCUCGAGGAGAAGUUCAGCGGGAUGUUUGAGCAGUGCCUCCUGGAGCCGUACAGGGUGAUGAAGCGCAGGGGCUACCUCUUCAGCGUCACCUUCGGCUUCACCCAGGGCAUCCUGUGCUUCGCGUACGCGGCCGUCUUCCGCCUGGGCGGGUUCCUCGUGGCCCAGAGGGAGCUCACCUUCCAGGACGUCUACAAGGUGUUCGGUGCCAUCAUUUUCGGCGCCAUGGCGGUGGGCCAGGCCAUGGCGAUGGCGCCCAACUACGGCCGAGCCAAGGUGUCGGCGGCUCGCAUCCUGGCCCUGCUGCGGCGCGAGAUGGCCAUUGACAGCUACAGCGAGGGCGGCAUCCAGCCGGACGCCUUCGACGGGGAGCUGCAGCUGAGCGGCGUGCACUUCCGCUACCCGACGCGGCCGCACGCCGAGGUGCUGCGCGGCGUGAGCCUGCGCGUGGCCCCGGGCCAGACCCUGGCCCUGGUGGGUCCCAGCGGCAGCGGCAAGAGCACCAUCAUGCAGCUGCUCCUGCGCUUCUACGACUCUAGCGCCGGCCAGCUGCUUCUGAACGGCGUGGAGGUGAGGCAGCUGAACCUGGGCUGGCUGCGCCGGCAGCUGGGCGUCGUGUCGCAGGAGCCGGUGCUGUUCGGCUGCUCCAUCGCCGAAAACAUCGCGUACGGCGACGUGAGCCGUGCGGUGUCGCGCGACGAGGUCGUCGCCGCCGCCCGCGCCGCCAACCUCCACGACUUCGUCGAGUCCCUGCCGCAGGCGUACGACACGGUGGUUGGCGAGCGUGGCGCCCAGCUCUCCGGCGGGCAGAAGCAGCGCGUGGCGAUCGCGCGUGCGCUCCUCCGGGACCCCCGCGUGCUGCUGCUGGACGAGGCCACGUCCGCGCUGGACGCCGAGAGCGAGAAGGUGGUGCAGGACGCUCUGGAGAAAGCUCAGCAGGGCCGCACCUGCAUCGUCAUCGCUCACCGGCUGUCGACGGUGCGCGCGGCGGACGUGAUCGCGGUGCUGCAGGACGGCGACAUCUGUGAGCUGGGCUCGCAUGAGGAGCUGCUGUCCGCCCGGGGCCUCUACUACCGCCUUGUGGAGGCCCAGAUCCUGUAGCCGGCCUGGCGACCACGACCCGCUGGGCCCUGUAGUCACGCUGAACCAAUAUUGGCUUCCCCCGGAAAAUGUAUUCCCCCAGCAAUGGAUAUUGGGUGAAUGUUUGGUUUGGACGGAAGGUGGAAGGGCGGAUAGUUGGGGACGCAUUCUUUGUUCCUCCAGUGGAACGAAUAAGUUAUCCGACAAGUAAACGUUUACUCUCCGACACCGUGUGCUGAAGUAGCAACUAAUUGGCACGUUUUGUUUACGUGACAAACCUUGAUAAUUGGCUGUGUCGUGUGGUCGCGGGUUAAACGACACAUUUAUAUUGACGCAAUCUAACCCAAAAAAAACCUUUAUUAUGGAAAGUAAACGUUUGUUCCACCCUACUUAAACCAAACUAUUAAAAUGUUUUUUUAUUUUACCAGGAAAGGCCCACUGAGCUAUAUAGCUCUUUUUCAGAAGCGACCUGGACACAAAUGAUAGCCCAAUUAAGUAGCUUAUCACGUGGAAAUUUCAAGCAGUCAAAUACUCUAAACGCAUGUUUCUAAAUGUGAAGGGAAAACCGGAGGACCCAGGGAAAAUCCAAGCGUCCUCUGGUCUAACACCGUUUGAGACGAGGCUCAAAAGAAAGCUGUCUCUGGUGUGGACCAAUCAGUUUCAAAGACAAUGCAUAUAUUAUCAAAGUAUGUUUUUUGUUUGCAUUCUUACCACAAUGUGGUUAAUGCAGACAUGAUUCCUUGUAAAAGGUUUCAGUUUGGUAUUUUAACAUCUCAACACCUGUUUUGUUGCCAGAAAAAAGGGGAAAAAAACCUAUUAUCAAAGAUUUAGAGUUUAGACAUUAGGGUUUACGGUUGUAGUUUUUGGUUUGAAGCUUCGUGUUAGGAGGUAGGGGCGAGAGUAAGGUGGCUAAUUGGUUGAGAUAAAGUUACGACCAAACGGAUGUUGUGAAAAAGUCAAACUCAAACCACAUGUCCUCCUGAGUGGUUUUCAGGUUUCAUCAAUGUAUCCGUCAUGGGUUUAACGUUUUACACCUGGGAUUAAAACGAAUAUUUACAUGUUUUGUUAGGAAGUAUUUUCACGAUAUACAUAUGUAUAGCAUGACGCGUAGAGGCAUUUCCGCUGGACGGAACGAGAUGCUUUAUACUUGGGAUCGGACAUCCUCGGAGAAAGAAAAGUUUUUCAAAUUUGUUUACAAGUUUCGGAUACUUUUUGCAUUCCGAAGCCCAGCUCCCACGCGAUGUUUUUAAUGGUGCUGAAAGGGGCACUGAGAAUUGUUGAUUUGUUUUUGUUGUUGUUAAAGCUUAAUAUGUUUAUGAAAUGUCCAGUCUUUAAAAUGCUGGUAAUUGUUUUCUUUGAGUGUUGUUAUAUGUAUUGCAUUCACGGUCGCGUAGCACAGGCCCAAAAGGACCCACAACUCCCAAGUGGCCAAACUAAAACGGCACUAUCGAGGGUGUAAACAGAACAAAACCCCAUUGUUUUUUUGGAUUGAGCAAAGGUCUAGAAGGGACGAUGAGGAGGGAAUUCCAAAUGUGGAGCAGUGGCAGGUUAAGAAGCAGGCAAUGCAAGCACCUGGAUCUGGAGUUGUGGUGGUCCAACAAACACAGCGUGGCCAGUGGCCUUUAAAGCGAGCGGCCGCUUCGGUGAGCAAAGAUUUGAGUGCCCCUUGAUAGCACAGCAAAGCAAUGGUAUCAAAGCUGAUGUGUUGUAGCUUGUAAUACGUCACAUGACCCGUCCAUGUGUGUGUGUGGCGCGGUGGUGAGCACACUGCGCUACCAGCCCGGCGACACGAGUUCGAUUGCAGCUCACGGCCAACGCCAGUAACGAUUAUCCGAACCGGUUCUGGGCCUCUGCUAGGUCGACUCAGCUUUGAAUGAGUACCUGACGCGAUGUUUAAACAUGGCCGCUGGAUAGAAAAAGGCGGCCUGGCGUGGUGUUGGCCACUCACCCGCUCUUGUGCUGUGCCGGCCCUCAUAGGUGCUACUCGCUAACAGCACUUGUCCCCAACAGUCUGAUAAGGCUCUAUAAUAACUAAACUAUCUUUACUUUACCAGGUAAGGCCCACUGAGCUAUAUAGCUCUUGUUUCAGAAGCGACCUGGCCACAAAUUAUAGCUCACCGAAGUGGCUUAUCAUGUGGAAAUGUAUCUUAUCGUAUCGUAAUGUAUAUAAUGUCCUGACCAAGGUGCUUUACAGAGAAUGAACAACGGUACGUACGAAUGUAAUGGUGGAGAUGAGGUGAAUAAAAUG
Lethenteron reissneri (Far Eastern brook lamprey) is the source of this 6816-nucleotide messenger RNA. Its product is annotated as ATP-dependent translocase ABCB1-like. Gene Ontology annotation, molecular function: ABC-type oligopeptide transporter activity; ATP binding; ATP hydrolysis activity. Gene Ontology annotation, biological process: oligopeptide export from mitochondrion. Gene Ontology annotation, cellular component: mitochondrial inner membrane. The record is from RefSeq and is a predicted model, not a curated record. Lineage: Eukaryota; Metazoa; Chordata; Hyperoartia; Petromyzontiformes; Petromyzontidae.